GUAUUAGACCCCCUUAAUUUCCAACGACAGCUAUAGACAGCUAUAUGCUGGAAUUCUUUGAUUAAUGCAGGAAUAAUGAAGCAUUAACAAUAGUUGAAGCUUUUCUCUUACGGAUCUCUUUCAGUUUUGUUUUUGGUGUUGAAUUUUUGAAGUAUUGAUUAGGAAAGCAAGGAAAUAGUGAUAAUGGCAUUAGGAAAAUAUAGUAGAGUAGAUAAUAAUAAUAAUAAUAAUAAUAAUAAUAGGAAGUCUUCGGGUUAUUGUUCCUCUGUCACAGUUGUGAUUUUCGUGGGAUUAUGUUUAGUUGGGAUUUGGAUGUUGACUUCAUCCUCAACUGUCUCUGUUGGGGACGAGCCCGCUCUGGAAAAGAAAACUCAGCUCGAAGAUAAGGUUGCUCCAGUAACCAGUGAUAACAAUGACAGCAGCAACACCUCGCAGUUUGAAGAAAACCCUGGGGAUUUGCCUGAGGAUGCCACCAAAGGGGACACCAAUGUUAGUCUGGCUGAAAAUGAUGGCAAGGGCAACUUAAAUACACAAGAAAAUCAGGAUAAUACUGAAGAUAGUAAAUUGGAGGAGUCUAAGAAGGAUGAUGAGCAGUCAGCUUCUGAUAAUGCAGAGAAAAGCGGUGACAAUGGUGAUAACUUGGGUGGAGAAGGGGAUUCAAAAGAGAAUUCUGAUGACAAGAAGUCAGGUUCUGAAGAGAGCAAGGAUGAACCUGAUUCUGAUGAGAAUGACAAGAAAUCUGAAGAGAGCAAUGAGAAAUCUGAAUCUGAUGGGAAUGAUGAUAAAUCUGAUUCUGAUGAUGGUGAAAAGAAGCAAGAUGAAAGCUCCUCCGAAACUAAUGGAGAUCAGACGGAUGGUCAGAUAGAGAAGGUUGAUCAAAAUGAUAAUAAUGUGUUGGAUAAAGGAUCUGAUGAGGGGAAAGAUGGUGGUCAAGAGAAAAACCAGAGCUCGUAUGAAGUUUUCCCGUCUGGUGCUCAAUCUGAACUUUUGAAUGAAACCACUACUCAAACUGGAUCAUUCUCUACCCAAGCAACAGAAUCAACAGCGGAAAAGGAAUCUCAGUUAUCAUCCAAGAAAUACAUUUGGAAGGUGUGCAAUUCCACUGCCGGACCUGAUUAUAUCCCAUGCCUUGACAAUUUGGAAGCAAUCAGGCAUCUCCAUUCUACCAAACAUUAUGAACAUCGAGAGAGGCACUGUCCGGAAGAACCACCAACCUGCCUUGUCCCUCUUCCUGAAGGAUAUAAACGUCCAAUUGAGUGGCCAAAGAGCAGGGAGAAGAUUUGGUACUAUAAUGUUCCCCAUACCAAACUGGCACAAAUUAAGGGGCAUCAGAAUUGGGUUAAAGUUACUGGAGAAUACCUCACAUUUCCUGGUGGUGGAACCCAGUUUAAGCAUGGUGCGCUUCAUUAUAUUGACUUCAUAGAAGAGUCUGUGCCUGAUGUAGCAUGGGGAAAACGUACUCGUGUAAUAUUGGAUGUUGGAUGUGGGGUUGCUAGCUUUGGAGGUUUUCCUUUUGACAGAAAUGUUGUUGCUAUGUCCUUCGCACCUAAAGACGAACAUGAAGCUCAAGUACAGUUUGCACUUGAAAGGGGAAUUCCUGCUGUGUCUGCUGUGAUGGGUACCAAGAGACUACCCUACCCUGGCAGAGUAUUUGAUGUUGUUCAUUGUGCACGAUGUAGAGUGCCAUGGCACAUAGAAGGUGGUAAACUCCUCUUGGAGCUGAACCGUGUCUUGCGACCUGGUGGUUUCUUUGUGUGGUCUGCUACUCCUAUUUAUCAGAGCAUUCCUGAAGAUGUUGAAAUCUGGGAAGCUGUGGUUGAACUAACAAAAUCUAUGUGCUGGGAGCUUGUAAACAAAACUAGCAAGGAUGCAGUAAAUGGUGUGGCUGUAGCAGCAUUUAGAAAGCCUACUUCUAAUGAAUGCUAUGAGCAAAGGACAAAACUAGAGCCUCCACUCUGUCCUGAGUCUGAUGAUCCAAAUGCCGCAUGGAAUGUGCCUCUGCAAGCUUGCAUGCACAAAGCUCCUGUAGAUUCAGCAGAACGUGGGUCUCAUUGGCCUGAGCAAUGGCCAGCAAGGUUGGAAAAAUCACCAUAUUGGUUGAGUUCUUCCCAAGUUGGAGUUUACGGCAAAGCAGCACCAGAGGAUUUUACUGCAGACAAUGAGCACUGGAAACGGGUGGUAACCAAGUCAUACAUAAAUGGGAUGGGAAUAAGCUGGUCAUCUGUCAGAAAUGUCAUGGACAUGAAUGCUGUUUAUGGAGGCUUUGCUGCUGCACUCAAAGAUAUGGAUUUAUGGGUCAUGAAUGUGGUCCCAAUUGACUCACCGGAUACACUUCCCAUAAUAUUUGAAAGAGGUCUAUUUGGCAUGUAUCAUGAUUGGUGUGAAUCGUUUAGCACCUAUCCGAGGUCUUACGAUCUUCUCCAUGCAGACCAUCUAUUCUCGAAGGUUAAAAAGAGGUGCAACUUAGUGGCUGUUGUUGCAGAGGUUGAUCGGAUACUAAGACCCGGAGGAAAGCUUAUUGUUCGAGACAACGUUGAUAUAAUUAACGAGCUUGAGAAUAUGUUGAAGUCUAUGCAGUGGGAAGUGCGCAUGACAUACUCCAAGGACAAGGAAGGCCUGCUGUGUGUCCAGAAAUCCAUGUGGCGACCUAAAGAGGUGGAGGCAAUCAAAUACGCCAUUGCUUAGGUCAUAUUGUACCCUUCAACGAAUGAUGUUUGGCAGCACGUUUAAGUAUCGAUUAGGUAUUCUUUUUGUUUAGGUUUGCAAAUUUCAAUUCAUGGUGAUUGAUACACCAGGCCUUUGCAGGAGGCUUGGAUUGUAUCAUAUUUAAAUAGGGGCUUUCUGUUAUUUUUUUUAUUUACUUGAUCUUGUAAACCGUGUACUGUACCUUAGACAUUUAAUUUAAUUUUAUUUGGGCUCCUUUUAUAAGCUAA
Molecule: messenger RNA, 2933 nt
Organism: Hibiscus syriacus
Lineage: Eukaryota; Viridiplantae; Streptophyta; Magnoliopsida; Malvales; Malvaceae
Product: probable methyltransferase PMT26
Exons: 9
Coding region: 184-2685 (833 amino acids)
Cellular component (GO): cytoplasm; trans-Golgi network; endosome
Molecular function (GO): methyltransferase activity
Source: RefSeq, a predicted model, not a curated record